AUGGCGCCUCUCAUCCUCCACAACGUUCCCGAUGAGGAACUCUACAUAGGCGACGACGGCAUUAAACGCCCCUACGCCAUGGUGUUCCCACAACAAGACGGCCUCCCCGGCGCCAGAUCCCGCCGCGGCGCUCCAGAGACAGGCUCCUUCGGCAAGUCCACCCGCCGCUCGCGCUCCCGCACCGGCACCCCAGCCCGCCGCGAGAACCCGACCGUCGCCGCCGCCGACAAGAUCUUCGGCGACUGGAUCUCCUCCCAAGCAAUCACCACCAACCUCAACACAGCCGCCAACGCCGCCUCGACAGCACCAGGCGCCGCCGCCGCCGCCGCCGCGUCCUCCUCCGCGGUCACCCAACAACGCAAGACCUCGGGCCUCUCACAACCGCCCCUCCUGGCCUCCGACGAAGCCCCCGUCGCCUCCUCCGGCCCCCGCCAGGCCCGCCGCGAGCCCACCGAAGUCGUCCUCCGCGGCUACCGCUCCCAGGCGCAGCAGUACGCCGCCAUCUCCCACUUCGAGCAGCUCGCAGGCCUCAUCUGCGAGGACUACCCCCGCGAGCCGCCCCUCGAGCAGCGCCGGUACAAGUCGGAGCUGCGCGACCCGGCCUUCACCCGCCGCCGCGCCCUCACGCCCGAAGAGCGCGCAAAGGUCAACCGCGCAUACGGCGGGGAGCACUGGGUCAAGGUCACGUUCGAGUCCGCCGAGGCCGCGGACGCCGCCGUCUACGCCAGCCCCCAGCGCGUGAACGGAUACCUCGUCUACGCCGAGCCCUUCAACGGUUACCCGCCCGCCCGCGACGAGGCCGUCCCGGACGUCGACUCCCUCGUGCCCACGCAAGACGAGCACCACCGCUCCAAGUCCGUCCCCGCAAGCAGCUUCGGCAACCACGCGACCCCCCGCCAGCGCCACACGAAGACGACGAACAACAACCCCUUCUCCUCCGCCGCAAACGCCCGCUCCAUGUCCGACCUCUCCCCGCCGACGUCCCUCACCUCCUCCAACACGAUCGAGACCGCCACCAUCUCCAACACCUCCUCCAUGACCGUGACCAUGACCGACGCGCCCCCUCUCGACGAGUCCCUCUUCUCCUCCCAACAACAACAACAACAGCCCCUCCUCCGGACCGAGACGGACAGCCUCUUCUGCCGGCGCAUCCCCACCGCGCGCCGGGCGAAGCUCCUCCCCGCCGAGCAGGCCCUGCUCCCGCAGCAGAGCUACGCCCAGCGCCUCGUCAACGCGGUCCCGUUCCUCAAGUGGUUCAGCGGCUCCAUGAUAGGAAACGAGGUGCCGCGCACCGACUCGGGCGACUUCGACUGGAACCGCGCCAGCCUGUACUGGAAGGUCAUCUGGUGGCUUGACGCCACGUUCGGCCUGUUCGGCGGCGAGAUCCUGAGCGCCGACAAGGACGACUGA
Colletotrichum karsti is the source of this 1410-nucleotide messenger RNA. RefSeq lists its product as uncharacterized. The record is from RefSeq and is a predicted model, not a curated record. Lineage: Eukaryota; Fungi; Ascomycota; Sordariomycetes; Glomerellales; Glomerellaceae. The coding region runs from base 1 to 1410 and encodes 469 amino acids. The transcript is spliced from 2 exons.